AUGGCCGACUCCAACGAAUCCCAGCCGGUCCCUCGCUCCACCAAGCCCGUCAGCGAGGCCCUGCUGAACGAAAAGUGGGACCGCGCCAUCUCCUCCCUGAUCAUCCGCUCCUCCCUCGGUCUGUCCUUCGGUGUCGUUUUCUCCGUGCUCCUCUUCAAGCGGAGGGCCUGGCCCGCGUGGGUUGGUCUCGGUUUCGGUGCCGGUCGCGCUUGGGAAGAGGCUGACUCUUCCUUCCGUCGGGGCGACUCCCCCGUCAGAGAUGCCCUACGCCGGUAG
Aspergillus heteromorphus CBS 117.55 is the source of this 276-nucleotide messenger RNA. RefSeq names its product MICOS complex subunit MIC10. The record is from RefSeq and is a predicted model, not a curated record. The transcript is spliced from 3 exons. Lineage: Eukaryota; Fungi; Ascomycota; Eurotiomycetes; Eurotiales; Aspergillaceae. The coding region runs from base 1 to 276 and encodes 91 amino acids. Gene Ontology annotation, cellular component: mitochondrion; mitochondrial inner membrane; MICOS complex.